AUGGCUGCGCCGGCUUUUCUACAACAAUCGCAACCUUUUAGGUCGUCCAACACCCAAGCCCCAUUCCUCUCGUCCGUCAACCCAUUUGACCGCGAUGCGACGAAACCCGUCGGUACCCCUUUCGCCAACUCGGUCCCCGUCGCAUCCUCGGUUCUGAUCCGUCGUCUUCCGCUGAAUACCUCGGAGGAAUCUCUUCGCCUGAUGGUGGUCUGGUCCAAGGAACUGGUCGACGUUGAGGUGCUUCCCGUGGACCAGUCAGAGGACAUCGGAUUUCGGUCGGCCGUUUUGAAAUUUAGAUCUACCAACGGUGCAAUCGAAGCGAAAAACAUGCUUGAUGGGAAAUCGAACAUUUCCAACGAUGCCAGCAUGAUUGUUGAGGUUUUGGGAGGUAGCCCGACCGCACCAAGGAGAUACGCUGAACCCGCAGGGAACGGGUCGUCUAGUACUACCUCCUCCGCCGCGUCUUCGGCUCCGUCCUCGCGACAACCUUCGCGCUUCAACGGCGCAUUCCAGUCCCUCGAGAAGAUCUCGCCGCCCAUGAACGGUAUCUACGGCUCCAGCGAGCUGCCCAACCCGGACUCGAGCGCACAUUAUCAGAAUCUAUUCUCACCCCAAUCUCCGAUCGGGAACCAUCUAACGGAGCGAACGCGCAUCUCUGGGAAAUCGUUGAUCAACGACGACGCCGCCGACGAUGACGAGACUGGCGAGUUGCUGAAGGACCCAGUCGCCUACGCGGAAAACGGUGCCACGGCCCAGAGAAGGGCCACCGCCCCACAGCUGCCCAUCUCGCGUUUGGCCAGCCUAUCCCUCAACACCAGCGCGACACCAAGCCCGUCUUCGCUUCCGCAGUAUGGCCAGCAAGGGAUGAGUGCCAUUUCGGCCCAUCCGGUCAUGUCACCAACCGCCAUGGGCGGAGGGCCACACAGCGUGCCAUUUCCCAUGGGAGGCAAUCAUCCGUAUGGUCGCCACAACUUUCCGCCAGUGAACCCUGCGGAUCAGAACCCGCCUUGCAACACACUCUACGUCGGCAACCUACCCAUUGACACGUCCGAGGAGGAGCUGAAAGCCAUGUUCUCCAAGCAACGGGGAUACAAGCGACUUUGCUUCCGGACUAAGCAGAACGGACCGAUGUGUUUUGUGGAGUUUGAGGAUGUCUCUUUCGCCACGAAGGCUCUACAUGAACUCUACGGGCACCCUCUGCACAACAGCGUAAAAGGUGGCAUCCGCUUGAGCUUUUCGAAGAAUCCGCUGGGCGUCAGGUCGGGUCAAACCCCGGGCCCGGCUACUUCUCCCAUGAGCGGCAUGAUGGCGGGGUCUGCCAAUGGGUUCAAGACUACCAACGGCCCUCCCCCGGGUCUCGCUGCCCCUCCCGGUCUCGGUACUGGACGGUUCAACGGCAACCCGGGCGCCCAGUCUUAUACUGUUGCCGGUUUUCCGGCGAGCGGUAAUAACAACGUCUGGAACGGAUACAACAGCAAUGCCAUGACUGCCGGCGGACCGGGCUCCCUAAUGAACGGCAACAAUUCGAAUUACCUGCCACCCCACAUGCUGGGGAGGUAG
This is a messenger RNA of Colletotrichum higginsianum IMI 349063, 1560 nucleotides long. RefSeq names its product RNA recognition domain-containing protein. Gene Ontology annotation, molecular function: mRNA binding. Lineage: Eukaryota; Fungi; Ascomycota; Sordariomycetes; Glomerellales; Glomerellaceae. The record is from RefSeq and is a predicted model, not a curated record. The transcript has a single exon. Bases 1 to 1560 code for a protein of 519 amino acids.